Messenger RNA from Scomber japonicus (chub mackerel), 580 nucleotides. It is a transcript of the gene cav2, whose product is annotated as caveolin 2. NCBI's taxonomy places the organism in Eukaryota, Metazoa, Chordata, Actinopteri, Scombriformes, Scombridae. Gene Ontology annotation, biological process: positive regulation of MAPK cascade; negative regulation of endothelial cell proliferation; caveola assembly. Gene Ontology annotation, molecular function: molecular adaptor activity; protein kinase binding. Gene Ontology annotation, cellular component: perinuclear region of cytoplasm; cytoplasmic vesicle; Golgi apparatus. Bases 55 to 546 code for a protein of 163 amino acids. The transcript is spliced from 3 exons. The record is from RefSeq and is a predicted model, not a curated record.
GAUAUCACCAAGCUGCUCUCCCUGCACCGUCUGCCCCCCAUCUGACUGGAAAACAUGGGUCUGGAAAACGAGAAAUCGGACACAAGUAUAAUUAUGGACGAAGACGAGUUCAAUAGAUCCAUAGAGCCCAUUCUGUCGAAGAAAGGAAAGGUGUACUACUCAGAGGCUCCGGACCGAGAUCCACACGAUAUCAACGCGCACUUGAAGGUUGGUUUUGAAGAUGUCAUCGCAGAGCCUAUCUCCUCUCACAGCUUUGAUAGAGUGUGGAUAGGAAGCAACGCAGUGUUUGAGCUGAUAAAGUUCAUCUUUUAUCGCUUACUGACCACGCUGCUGGCUGUCCCCAUGGCUUUCAUCCUCGGACUGGUCUUCGGGGUGCUCAGCUGCAUCCACAUCUGGUUGGUGAUGCCUGUGGUCCAGAGCAUCUUGAUGCUGUUACCAUCGAUCCAGGUGGUGUGGAGGAGCCUGACAGACAUGUUCGUAACGCCGCUCUUCCACAGCAUGGGAAAGACACUGUCGUCCAUUCAUGUUAAAACCACAGAGAACUGAUGCAGACACCUCUCUGUCCCUGAGGAGAGAGAGA